AGUCAUGCUUUUGUGAGUUAUCGUUUCUUAAAAUUCAAAAUUUAGCUUAGAUGUCUCAAGACCCAAAAUGGAAAAAGGCUUACGACCGACUGGUUCGUGAGCACUACGAGGACCAAAAGCAGGUGCUCCUGCUGCAGAGCCAACUGCGGCACUUUCGGUCCAAGCGGAAACGCCUUCAGAAGGAAAUCGAGGAGGAGAGCAAGGGCAUGGACGUCUGGAUGGACAUGAUGGAACGUCUGCGUCGCGGACUGGAGCGCUUUCAGAAACACAAGCACCUGCUCACACCCAAAAAAAACAAGCAGCUUCGCCAGAUGAUACGGAAAUUGCCCAUGAACACGUUGAAGGAGCGGGUGCGACUGAUGGAGUUGUCGGAGAAGUUGGUGUCCAAACCGUGUACCGACGGCCCCGUUGCGAAGGCAAAAGAAAUCCAGAAUAUGCCAAGGUACUCCGUGCCGCUCCAGAAGCCAUGUGAUGCCAAGACUCAAUCCACAGUGGACAAGCGGCUUGCCAGGAUUAAAGCCGAUCUGCAAACCCUGCGACACAUAAACGAGCAGACCAUGGACGUCAUCGGAGAUAUACGUUCUAUAAUGGCCACCAACAACUAUUUGCAGCGGGGCCGUUGCACGAAUAUAAAGAUCACUCCAUAUGUGGAGUCCAAACAAGACCCUUCGAAGGCUAAGAAGGCCACCAUCGAAUUGGAUCGCAUGCGAAGGACCAAACACAAAACCCAUUACACCCGGGAACUCAUGGAUGUGCGUCCACCAUAUAUCCUCGACCAUGUUCCGCAGCUGAGACCCAACAUCUUUGACUUCCUGAAAACGAAGUCUAGGAAACAGCACUAGACCAC
Drosophila elegans is the source of this 847-nucleotide messenger RNA. RefSeq lists its product as uncharacterized. The coding region runs from base 51 to 842 and encodes 263 amino acids. The record is from RefSeq and is a predicted model, not a curated record. The transcript has a single exon. Lineage: Eukaryota; Metazoa; Arthropoda; Insecta; Diptera; Drosophilidae.